AUGAGCAUAGAUGAGAUGUUGGAACGGUAUCCGAAGAUCGAAGUCGAAAGGGCCAUUCUCGACAGAGAUUUUACCCUGCACCGUGCUCAGACAAUAGCAGGGUUAGAGGAAUCGAUACAUCGUGGAAUUAAUACCGAUAUCUGCAGGCAGACCCUGGAUCAGAUCGAUCAUAUAAUUCCACCACAAGCACCCUUCUAUCCAGAUGUACCCAAGAAUCUAGAUCCUGAUGUUAUAUGGAGGAUUGGGGUCUUAAGAUACGCAUACCGCAACGGCUCUCCGGCUCCGGCUUUACCGGGGCUUAUGCCUGAGGAAGAUAUGAGAAACAUAAGCGCUGUACUGGACGCAUAUCGACGCGGAGAGCUCAAGGUGGAUACAGAUAAAGUAACGGUUUGGUUCGCAGGAAGGAUGGUACUUGGCCCUUGUGUUCGCGAAGGACUCUGGGACAAGAUCAGGUCUGAACGACAGGCAUGGUCUGAGGCAUAUGGGGAAAGUCAGCCAUGGGUUGAGGACGUAACUAUGUGA
Messenger RNA from Paecilomyces variotii, 522 nucleotides. RefSeq lists its product as hypothetical. The transcript has 3 exons. The record is from RefSeq and is a predicted model, not a curated record. NCBI's taxonomy places the organism in Eukaryota, Fungi, Ascomycota, Eurotiomycetes, Eurotiales, Thermoascaceae. The coding region runs from base 1 to 522 and encodes 173 amino acids.